GACUCCACUAGGCAAACCCAGCACCUCAGUCUCCCCCCAUUGUGUUCUCGUUGAUUGAACUCUAGUGUUUUCCUCUUGUGACUUUUAUUCCUAUGCUGCCUUUUUUUUUUUUUUUAAAUUAGGGUUUGGGGAAUAAGAAAUAAGAAUACUUAACCCACACUUGAGUUUACAAAGAUGGAAACUUCCAGAAAUCAUUGAGAAAUUUCUGCUGAUAAAGAUUUCUGGGAACCUGAUGUGAAAAAUGAGUUGAAAGCAGUGAAGUGCUGUGGCUCAAGGAUUAAUUUUAAAGCAGUCAGCAAUGGGUGACGACUCUGGUGGCAUUUACUGGAUUUUCUGGGAACUGAAUCUGAAAGAAAUAGCAAGGAAUCCUUGAAAAUGUCUCCAGAAUAGAUCACUUAUAUGACCAUAUUUUCUUCUGGUUUAAAAUUCUUAAGCAGCAUUUCAGAUAUUCAAGAAGCUGUUAUGUUCUGGUCAAGUCGUUUCCUAGGAUUCUAACUAUAGCCUUCAGACAGGUGUGAUGGGAUGCUACUUGUUCCUAGGCUCUGUGUUUCCAUUUCUGGAAGAUUAGCACUUGAGGACUAGGAAGGGAAGAGGGGGAAACAGGGAUCAAGAAAUGAAACAGGGCUUAUGCAAACGAUAGGGGAUCUGGGACAAAUUGGAUAAUUAGGAAGGUUUUGUCUCAUCAAGGCAAGCUGAUGAGAACAUCUUCAUCUUUUUUGAGCUUAGUUUAAAAUGUAUAACACUUCUGAUAAAAAAAAAAUUACCAAUUACGUAGUCUGCUUAGUUCUCAAAAUGAGAAUUUCUGUUUCCUAGAAGUUUAAUGAUGUCCCUAAAGAAAACAGUGUAAGGAAACUGGUUUUGAAGCUGAGUAAUGAGUAGGCAGUUGUGGCAAGGUAAGGCAGAUCACAAACAACUGCAAGUCUGUUUCCGGCCUCACCGAGCAGCCUGAGACCUGGCACCUGCAGCUUGCGGGCAGCGGUUUUCACCUCUUACAGCCUUUUGUGUACACCAGAGGGCAGAGCUGCUUGAUGUGAAUGGAAGGGAAGGGAAAUGGCUGGUUUUCCCAAGAGGCAGAUAUGUGCCUAAGCUUGGAAGAAAUCACCUUGGAAGGAAUGCUGAAGUGUGUGAUCUUUGCACUUCCACUUUUUAUAGUGAAUUGGAGGCCCAGGAGUCCCUGGACCUGCUGCUCGAGAUCUUUAAAAGUCUCCCUAAAGGAAAGUGAUGGGGGCUUGCUUAGUCCCCGCCUGUGGUACCUACCACUGGGAUGUAUGGUGGACCUUUAGGUAUGGGGCUCGCUGGGAGGCAGGUCGUUGGGGUCACGCUCUUGAAGGGCAUAGCAGGACCUGGCCCCUUUGCUUCUUGGCUGCCAUGGGACAAAGCCACGUGUUUCUGCUGUACCCACUACCAUGUUUUCUGCAAGCCUGGGCCGGAGGUCUGAAACAGUGGACUAGUAUAAAACUUCACACUUCAUAGCAGCGGACUCAUUUGGGACACUUAGACAACAGGAGUGGAAAGCUAACACACCAGCCAUCGUGCUAGUUGUGUUAUCACAGUUAUUCUUCCUGGUUACUACAGCCCUCUGGUUGGUCUGGAGUCCCUGCACACCAGCCGUCACCGUGGUAGCGCCUGCCUGCCUGCCUGCCUGCCUGCCUGCGGCAGGGUACUUAUACACAGGAGUAUACCAUAGCAGAAGUGCUGGGAAUGUGCUGGCAACUGACUCAGCCCAGCCACGUCCACCGAGUAAGGACUUCUGACUUCAAUUUCAUAAGAACCUCAUUAGUUACCAACUGAAUCAAGGCUUGGCGGUGUGUUGUUUUAAAGCAGAAGUUUCAGUAAUGCAUGUCUAAAACUCAUAGACAUUAUGGUGGAAUCUUGCAUUGCGUGGCUAAAUCAACACUAAAUAUAGACCACCAAUUAUGUGCUGGGUUUAUGGGCCUCGUGGGAGCACUUGUGAGCAGCAGGAAGAUCAAGAACCAACUGCAGAAUUGGUAGAAAGUUUGGCUGUCGUUGCUCCCGAAUAGUUGAAUUUCCCAGGACAAUGACUCAUUCCUCCCAGGAUGCUGGACCUCAUGGCAUCCAUGAAGAAGGGAAACUCUAUGUUGUGGAUUCCAUCAAUGACUUAAACAAACUCAAUCUCUGUCCGACAGAAUCGCAACAUCUAUUCUCUUUAGAGGAGAAAAUACCAAACACUGGGACAAACGCAGGAAAUGGAAACCGCUGUCUGUAUUUUGUGGGGCUGCUCCUGGUGCUGACGAUCAGCCUAGCUCUGGUGUUCUUCGCCAUCUUCCUAAUAAUUCAAACCGGAAACCAGAUGGACGACGUGUCGAGAAGACUGACAGCUGAGGGGAAGGACAUAGAUGAUCUUAAGAAAAUCAACAGCAUGAUUGUAAAGCGGCUCAACCAACUGGACUCGGAACAGAACUAAAGGGAUUUUUUCCCCCUCAAGAGUGGGCACGGAUACCUGGAGCUUCCCACUUGCCUCAAUGUCAAGGACUGAGCAAGUGGACUUCUUCAGACAGCAGAUCUGAUCUGUUACACCGGCUGGUUCAUCAUUCCCAAGGAUGGGAAUGGCUCCUAAUCAAGGCGUUUAGAGAUGGCAGCCAGGAAAGGGUGAACUUGGUUCAGGCUCAUUUUUGUUAACUGGUUGCUUCAGCUUUGGUGGGGUUAGGGUGGUGGGCAGUUUGCAUGGAGAAGAAUCGGUAGCAAGAGCUCUUUAAUGCAACUACUUAUAGAAACUGAGCUUGGUAUAGAAGACUUCCAGUGUUCUAGUGCGGUCUGUGAUGUCUCAGGCGCCUGUGCGGAUUCCUGCAUCGGCCUGCGGAGAACCAGGCAGUCCCUCUUUUCAGUAGCAUACAUUCUUCCGUUCGGGUGACACACUCUGACAACAGCUUUGCUGUUGUCUGCUGAUCGCUGGAGAAAACAUGGGUAGUGACGUGUGUGUGGUGACGCUGAGGGACAAAAGAGAAAGCCUAGACUGUUGUCUGAGCUCCUGCUUUGUGAAAAUCAUCGGACUCUAGAGACACUCACAUGCACACAUAGGAAAAGGCAAUCAUGUCUAUUUAUGUAUAAUUUAUAAGCCUGCUGGCUUUGUCAUGGAAAAAAAAAAACUCCUUGGCACCUUGCUCAUGACUUUGGAAGAAACUGGCUAGGUUUGUGGUCUUUGCUAAAUUAGAGUAGAAAAUUGUGCACUUGGAAGCUUUCUUGUUUUAGUACAUAAGAAUAAGGUAUGCUGUAUAUGACAAAAUGAGGCAAAAUAAGUGAGUUUGAAAGCAUGAGUUUUUAUUUAAUUAAAAUACACUGUUGUGAGUCAGUUGAAGAAGGUAUUGCAAUUUUUUUUUGUCAUUUUGGUUUAUUCAAAACAUUUGAGUUUACUUGAAAAUGAAGCAGAUGCAAAAACACAUUUUGAAUAAAAGUAGAUGAUGGAAUAAACAUGAAAAAUUA
Messenger RNA from Peromyscus maniculatus bairdii (prairie deer mouse), 3441 nucleotides. RefSeq names its product leucine rich single-pass membrane protein 1 (gene Lsmem1). The record is from RefSeq and is a predicted model, not a curated record. Lineage: Eukaryota; Metazoa; Chordata; Mammalia; Rodentia; Cricetidae.